This is a messenger RNA of Molossus molossus (Pallas's mastiff bat), 1992 nucleotides long. RefSeq names its product zinc finger protein 565 (gene ZNF565). The transcript is spliced from 5 exons. The coding region runs from base 170 to 1672 and encodes 500 amino acids. Gene Ontology annotation, biological process: central nervous system development; regulation of transcription by RNA polymerase II. NCBI's taxonomy places the organism in Eukaryota, Metazoa, Chordata, Mammalia, Chiroptera, Molossidae. The record is from RefSeq and is a predicted model, not a curated record. Gene Ontology annotation, molecular function: DNA-binding transcription factor activity, RNA polymerase II-specific; RNA polymerase II cis-regulatory region sequence-specific DNA binding. Gene Ontology annotation, cellular component: nucleus.
CUACGUUUCCCAGAGUCCACAGCGGCCUGACGUUACGUCUCUCAACGUGGUGGCGAGAUCGUUAGCUCCGCGGGGACCCGGACGGUACCAAGGGGAGGCAGAAGGACUCUGUACUUGUCCAAGAGAAGAACCUAGAGAAAUCUGAGCAGGUCAGGUAGUUCUAAAAGCCAUGGCCCAGGGAUUGGUGACAUUCAGGGAUGUGGCCGUAGAGUUCUCUCAGGAAGAAUGGAAGUAUCUGGAUCCUGCCCAAAGGAACUUGUACAGGGAUGUGACUUUGGAGAACUUUGGUAACUUGGUUUCACUAGGACUUUCCAUUUCUAAGCCUGAUGUCAUCUCCUUAUUGGAGCAAGGGAAAGAACCCUGGAUGAUUACAAAUGAUAUAACAGGACCAAGAUGCCCAGAUUUGGAGUCCAGGCGUGAGAAAUUUCCACAAAAAGAUAUUUUUGAAGUAGAGCCAUUCAACUGGGAGCUAAUGGAAAACCUUAAAUGCUGUGGUUUUGAGAGCUCUAGUUUUAGAGAAGACUGGGAAUACGAACGCCAGUUUGAAAGACAACAAGUAAAUCAGAAAUGCUAUUUCAAGCAAGUGAAAAUCACCUAUGAAAACAUACCCCCCUUUGAGCAUCAUACGUCCCUCACUCUACAUCAGAGCAAGGAGACUGGCAAGAAACUGAUUGAAUGCAACGAAUGUGGGAAAGCAUUUAGCCGUGGCUCACACCUUAUUCAACAUCAGAAAACUCAUACUGGCGAAAAGCCCUUUGAAUGUAAGGAAUGUGGGAAGGCCUUUAGUCGAGCCUCCCACCUUGUUCAACAUCAGAGAAUCCAUACAGGUGAGAAACCUUAUGACUGUAAGGAAUGUGGGAAGGCCUUUGGUCGUACUUCAGAACUUACUCUGCAUCAGAGACUCCAUACUGGUGUCAAACCCUAUGAAUGUAAGCAAUGUGGAAAGACCUUUAGACAGCAUUCACAACUUAUUCUGCAUCAAAGAACUCAUACAGGUGAGAAACCUUAUGUAUGUAAAGAUUGUGGGAAGGCUUUUAUUCGUGGCUCACAACUUACUGUUCAUCGGAGAAUUCAUACAGGUGCUAGACCCUAUCAGUGUAAAGAAUGUGGGAAGGCCUUUAGACAGCAUUCACAACUUACUGUCCAUCAGAGAAUUCAUACUGGUGAGAAACCCUACGAAUGUAAGGAAUGUGGAAAGGGCUUUAUUCAUAGCUCAGAAGUUACUCGACAUCAAAGAAUUCAUUCUGGGGAGAAACCUUAUGAAUGUAAGGAAUGUGGAAAGGCCUUUAGACAGCAUGCUCAGCUUACUCGACAUCAGAGAGUUCAUACUGGUGACAGACCCUAUGAAUGUAAGGACUGUGGGAAGGCCUUUAGUCGUAGUUCCUACCUUAUUCAACAUCAAAGAAUUCAUACUGGUGACAAACCCUACAAAUGUAAGGAAUGUGGGAAAGCCUUUAUUCGUGUUUCACAACUGACUCAUCAUCAGCGAAUCCAUACUUGUGAGAAACCCUACCAAUGUAGGGAAUGUGGAAUGGCCUUUAUUCGUAGUUCACAACUUACUGAACAUCAGAGAAUUCAUCCUGGUAUCAAACCUUAUGAAUGUAGAGAAUGUGGGCAGGCCUUUAUUCUGGGUGCACAGCUCAUUGAACACUACAGAAUCCAUACCGGUUAGAAAGCUUUGAAUAUUAGGGGUGUAGGAAAUCCUUCAUAUGGAGGGACUUCGCAGCUGACUUAAUAUUAGAUAAUGCCUAAUGUAGUGUAAUAUCAGACAACCUUCUUUUGUCAGUUCAUUGUGGAACAUCAGACAACUCACCAGAAGAAAAUGUAAUAAAUGAGGAAUUCCUUUUGCCUCACACUCAUUGUUUACUAUGUAUCAGAGAACAUACAGUGAAAAAAAUAUUAAUAUGAAUGUAAAAAGACUUGUUACCACUAAUAAUGUAUUAAACUUCUGAGAAUUGCUAAUAGAAAAUAACCCUAUUAAAAUAUUUUGUG